AUGCUCACGUGUUGUCUGUCUGAGGAGAAGAAGAUCGCACAACGCGUCAGCCAGGAGAUUGAAAAGGAAUUGCGACGUUCCAAGCGAGAGUCCAAACGCGAACUCAAGCUUCUGCUUCUCGGCACUGGAGAGUCUGGCAAGUCAACGUUCAUCAAGCAAAUGCGGAUUAUUCACGGAGACGGUUUUUCGAAGGAGGAGAAGCGGAAAUUCUCACGGCUUGUUUACCGGAAUCUCAUUGCAGCUAUGAAGUGUCUCAUUGAAGCUGCGACAUUUUGCAACAUUCCGUAUUCUGGUGCUAAAAGUGAAGACUACGUGAGGUUGGUGAAAUCUGUGGAUUGCUCAAAUUUGUUGGCGUUGGACGCCGAAUUGGUUGAAGCCCUGAGGGCACUCUGGGCCGACGCUGGGAUUCAGCAGUGUGUCAGUGAUCGCCGUCGGGAUUUUCAUCUUCCGGAUUCGGCUCAUUAUUACCUUUCGGAAAUGACGAGAAUAUCUGAUGUGGAUUACUUGCCGUCCGAGCAAGACAUCCUGCGAGUGAGAGUGCCUACGACGGGAAUCGUCGAAUAC
Molecule: messenger RNA, 564 nt
Organism: Notodromas monacha
Lineage: Eukaryota; Metazoa; Arthropoda; Ostracoda; Podocopida; Cyprididae
Source: the annotation of a GenBank genome assembly